CAAUAAGCACAGAUUGCAUAACUAAACCAUAAAACGAGAAAGAAGAAAAUACUCACUCCCUUUUAAAUUUUCCUCAUCUUUCAUCUUCCCCCACCCCCUAAAUUCCCAAAUAUUGAAUCUUGUUUUUCUAAAUAUGGAAGAGCUGAGCUUCAUUGUGGGUGUUAUAGGCAAUGUCAUCUCAGUUCUGGUUUUUCUUUCUCCAGUUGGAACGUUUUGGAGGAUAGUGAAGAAUGGAUCAACGGAGGAUUUUGAGAGUCUUCCUUACGUUUGCACAUUGUUGAGUUCAAGCUUGUGGACUUACUAUGGAAUCACAAAGCCUGGGGCUUACCUUGUUGCCACUGUGAAUGGCUUUGGCAUCCUGGCUGAAGCUGUCUAUGUUGUUUUGUUCCUGAUAUAUGCACCCAGAAAGAUGAGGGUGAAGACUGGGAUUUUGGUGGGGAUAUUAAAUGUGGGGUUCCUAGCAGCAGCUAUUUUGGUUACUCAUUUAGCAUUGGAAGGAGACACUCGAAUCGAUGCAAUAGGGUUCAUGUGUGCUGGGCUUAACAUCAUCAUGUAUGGCUCCCCUUUAGCUGCCAUGAAAACGGUAGUGACAAGCAAAAGUGUAGAAUACAUGCCAUUUUUUCUGUCGUUUUUCCUGUUCUUGAACGGAGGAAUUUGGGCAUUCUAUGCAUUGCUGGAGCACGACAUUUUCCUUGGGGUGCCAAAUGGGAUAGGUUUUCUACUUGGAACAGCACAACUUAUUCUGUAUGCCAUUUUUCGCAAAGCAAGGCCAUCAAACGACACCAUUUCUCAAGGAUUACUGGAACAAGGUUUUCAAAAAGAACGUCGAGGAGCAUCAUCAGAAUCGGUGGUCGGGGGAAAAAGUAUUCCAGGGUUUUCGGUCUUCCUCUUCAAUUUUUGUUCAUCGUCCUGAAGGGUUUCAUUCCUUGGAAAUCAUUGCUUCCUUUUCUGUUUUCUGCAUCGUUCAGCAGGUACAGAACUCAUAAACUAGCAUUUCAUUCCAUUGCUUCAUUGCUACUGUCGGGUGAUUUUAUUUCGUUGCUUCCUUUUCUAUUUUCUGCGUCGUUUACUGUUAAGGGUUUGGACUAAAUGUGUAGAUUUCAUUGCUGUCGGUGGAAUCACCUGCUACUGUCCUUUUAGUGAAUUUAUU
Gossypium raimondii (Peruvian cotton) is the source of this 1150-nucleotide messenger RNA. Its product is annotated as bidirectional sugar transporter SWEET17. Gene Ontology annotation, molecular function: sugar transmembrane transporter activity. Gene Ontology annotation, biological process: carbohydrate transport. The record is from RefSeq and is a predicted model, not a curated record. NCBI's taxonomy places the organism in Eukaryota, Viridiplantae, Streptophyta, Magnoliopsida, Malvales, Malvaceae. The coding region runs from base 134 to 913 and encodes 259 amino acids. Gene Ontology annotation, cellular component: membrane. The transcript is spliced from 9 exons.